AUGACUUAUGUUGUGACCGCUGAUGUAGAAAUUGUUAGAGUUAUUGAAGGCAUGAAUUCCAAGAGUACACCAAGUAAUUCAGAAAGCCUAAAAAGUUACCUUAGAACUUCUGGCACGCACGCCCAACCAACACAGGUUCAUGGCGAAAGCUAUGGCCAAAAUAAAUCUAAUGAGUUCACGGAGGGUUUAUCAUUUCUCAGGUGGGCCAACAUGAUUAAAGAUAGUCGCAUGCGUGAAUUUGAACCGAACGAAUUAGAAGAAAUUGUUGAAGGACCUUCCGAAACAACUAACUUAGACCUCGAAAAAGGGAAUCGCGACAGUAAUAUUAGUGGCAAAUCUGUGUUGCACGAACAUGAUGUAGAAUAA
Messenger RNA from Acaulospora colombiana, 366 nucleotides. The record is from the annotation of a GenBank genome assembly. NCBI's taxonomy places the organism in Eukaryota, Fungi, Glomeromycota, Glomeromycetes, Diversisporales, Acaulosporaceae.